Molecule: messenger RNA, 2209 nt
Organism: Chelonia mydas (Green sea turtle)
Lineage: Eukaryota; Metazoa; Chordata; Testudines; Cheloniidae
Gene: ACTB
Product: actin beta
Exons: 6
Coding region: 493-1638 (381 amino acids)
Source: RefSeq, a predicted model, not a curated record
UGUGAGCUCCCUCUGCACGCGCCACAUUUCCCCCCCCAGCCGGCUGAGCCGCCUCUCUUCGCCUAGGGUUUAAACUUGCAACUUCCUCCAGGUAAGGGAAGGGGGGCAGGAGCCCUCCUCAGAGCCGCUUUCCUGGGGGGGCGCGCAGAGGACGGGCUGGGUUUCUGAGGGCCCCCUUCUUAGCUAGAGGCGAGGGGGGACUGGAUUUCACUGCUCCUGCCCCAUCGAAAAGCCCCCAAAGAGGGGCUGAAUGCGGAUGGCUUCCAGCUGAACGCUGCGGCUGUCUAAUGCUGGGCCCCCCCCAGGGAAAGCCCUUGGAAUGCUGUUGUGGGGUUGCUUUUUUUUCUUGCAAGAUUUAUGUAGGGGCUGCUCCUCUUCUGGGGAGAGGCUCGCUCCUUGGUGUGCAAAGCUAAAGUGCACAAACCAAAAUGGGAAGGGCUGAGCAUGGAGGGGCGCGAUCUUCCUUGUCCACGGCCAUAGCUGGAAGUGGGGAUGGACUGCAUGUUCGCCAUGGACGAUGAUAUUGCUGCGCUCGUUGUUGACAACGGCUCCGGUAUGUGCAAAGCCGGUUUUGCUGGGGAUGAUGCCCCUCGCGCUGUCUUUCCAUCCAUCGUUGGUCGCCCCAGACAUCAGGGUGUGAUGGUUGGUAUGGGCCAGAAAGACAGCUACGUUGGUGAUGAAGCCCAAAGUAAAAGAGGUAUCCUGACCCUGAAAUACCCCAUCGAACACGGUAUUGUCACCAACUGGGAUGACAUGGAGAAGAUCUGGCACCACACCUUCUACAAUGAACUCAGAGUUGCCCCUGAGGAGCACCCUGUGCUGCUCACAGAGGCUCCCCUGAACCCCAAGGCCAACAGAGAGAAGAUGACACAGAUCAUGUUUGAGACCUUCAACACCCCAGCCAUGUACGUAGCCAUUCAGGCUGUGUUGUCCCUGUACGCCUCUGGUCGUACCACUGGUAUUGUGAUGGACUCUGGUGAUGGUGUCACCCACACUGUGCCCAUCUAUGAAGGUUAUGCCCUCCCCCACGCCAUCCUCCGUCUGGAUCUGGCUGGCCGUGAUCUGACGGACUACCUCAUGAAGAUCCUGACAGAGAGAGGCUACAGUUUCACCACCACAGCCGAAAGGGAAAUCGUGCGUGACAUCAAGGAAAAGCUGUGCUACGUUGCUCUGGACUUCGAACAGGAGAUGGCCACUGCUGCGUCUAGCUCUUCCCUGGAGAAGAGCUAUGAACUCCCUGACGGUCAGGUGAUCACCAUUGGCAAUGAGAGGUUCAGGUGCCCAGAAGCCCUCUUCCAGCCGUCUUUCUUGGGUAUGGAAUCCUGUGGCAUCCAUGAAACUACCUUCAACUCCAUCAUGAAAUGCGAUGUGGAUAUCCGUAAAGACCUGUACGCCAACACCGUGCUGUCUGGUGGUACCACCAUGUACCCAGGCAUUGCUGACAGAAUGCAGAAGGAGAUCACAGCCCUGGCACCUAGCACAAUGAAAAUUAAGAUCAUUGCCCCCCCUGAGCGCAAGUACUCUGUCUGGAUUGGUGGCUCCAUCCUUGCCUCUCUGUCCACCUUCCAGCAGAUGUGGAUCAGCAAGCAGGAGUACGAUGAAUCCGGACCAUCCAUUGUCCACCGCAAAUGCUUUUAAACCGGACUGUUACCACAUCCCACCUUUGAUAAAACCCAUAAUUGCGCAUAAAACAAGAUGAGAUUGGCAUGGCUUUAUUUGUUUUUUUUGGCGCUUGACUCAGGAUUUAAAAACUGGAAUGGUGAAGGUGACAGCAGCAGUCUUAACGUGUUGGCGCGAACGUCCCCAAAGUUCUACAAUGCAUCAGGACUUUGAUUGUACAUUUGUUUUUUAAUAGUCAUUCCAAAUAUUGCAUAAUGCAUUGUUACAGGAAGUUACUUGCCUCUGUGGAGGCAGCAGCCCAGCUUGAAGGAGCUAAUGCCAUAACUGGUAUUAGAGUAAUGCUUGUCGGUAAAUUAUGUAACCCAACAAGUGUCUUUUUUUGUAUCUGCCGCCUUAAAACAAAACACACUUGAUCCUUUCUUUGAUUUUUGUCAAGCAAACGGGCUGUGUUCCCCAAUUCUAGAUGUGAAUGAAGGCUUUACAGUGCCCCUUGAGAGUCCAAUGAGAAGUGGUGCCAGUAUGUGGGGGAGGGGAGGGGCUACCUGUACACUGACUUAAGACCAGUUCAAAUAAAAGUGCACACAAUAGA